GAACUAGUAUAGUGAAAUCGGGAGUGAGAGUCGCACGUGCUGAAGCAAGAUGGGACGGUCUCGCAUCGGUAUUAGAUAAAAGCAGAUAACGCGUUUAUAAAAAUCUAUAUAUAAUAUAGGAGUAUCUUCAGUUUUCUCUGAUGUGCUGUGUAGUGAACACGUAAACUUUGAACUCUCUUUGUGGUAGCAGAAAGAGGAGAGAAGAGGUUCCAUCCGUCCAUUCAUCUGGACAUGGACUAAAUAUAGUGAUCACAAAUCAAAAGCUAAGACAACUCAAUGACGGACUACAUGCUUCCAUACGAAGAGAGGCCUCUGACGAAGCGGCAGAAUUCGCUGAGCGCCCCGAAGAAGGAGAAGUUCAAAGGACCUUUCAGGGUCGUCAGGUUAUGCAUUUUAGGUAUCCUGGUGCCUUGCUUCCUGUUUUCGCUCACCCUGUACAUGAGAUACAGGGUCUACGUGGAGCAGAUGUAUCCUUUGGCCGUAUCUGAUAUGAGGAUGUUAGAUAACAGGAUCUCGACGACUUGGUGUCAAAGACAACUGGUCAAGACCAAUGCCACCUUCAACGCUUUCCUUCUACCAGAGUCUCCGACCAUCUCGAUGAAGAGCAAACCGAUGUCGAUGGUCAGACAUCUGAAUCUGGAGGACGACACCAAAGAGUACUGGGGUUUCUACCUUUUGCGCGGCUCCACGGUCACGCUCUCCAGCUGCGUGAGAUGGCCUGGGGCUUCACUUAUUGUAAUCAGAGGACACAAGCAUCUGCACGAAUGCGCGUACAUCGGUGACAAUUCCUCUGAAGAACUGGAUGAGAUGAUGGCUGCAAUCAGGGAAGGCACUUAUAAGUAUACGAAUAGUUCAUCCAUCGGACAACCACCGAACACACCGGACAUGAUGAAGAGGCAUCGCGAAGACGUGCAAUUCUAUCAUCCUUUACACGCGACGAACGGUACGAAUCACACGUUGGAAGGUGAAGAAUUGGAUACGACGGACGUCACGGAUCCCAAGUUGAUGAAGAAGAUCCUCGAGAUGCUGAAAGCCAAGACUCCACCGAAGAUGGUAGCAACGACAACGAAGAAACCGCACGCUCACGUCCACAGGAAUUCGACGAUAGCCAAAGACGAACUCGGUAAUUUGCAGAUUGAAAAUGCUGGUCCGAGGAACGGCACGGACUCGGAGGAAUUCGUGCACGACGUGUUGAGCAAACUGCACGGAUUGGGCAACAAAGGUGCCUCAAUCCUCGAUAAGUUGAACGAUAGAUUCAACGAUCGGAAAAACGUGCAAGAGAUGAACGACAACUCUUUGAAUCCAUCCGACCCUGUUCUCAGCAUCCGAGGAAGACAUUACCAGAAACCUGCGGUGCAAUUCGAUGAUAACAUCGACAGAGCCAGAAGGAGAAAACGUGAACUUAUCUUGGAAACAGCGGCCAUCCUCAACGAAGAUGAGGAAGAUAAAGAUUUAGCGCAAGAAGAGGGUUUCAUUCCUGAUGGUAUAGCUGAUCAUCACGCCACCCUCAACGAAACCACUCUAAACGAUAUGAGCAACAGCGAGUUUUGGUCCUCGUUCAGCUCCUCCGAAGAGGCUUUGCUCAAUUGCGCAGGUUUGAUCUUAAAUCUACCGUUAACACCUCACACGCAUUGCAGAAAAGACCUCUCGGAUCAGGAAAUCGAAGCCGCAUAUCUAGCAAAUAAAAUCACGUACAAAGUCCCGACGAACGGUUAUUACUUCUUCGUCUUCAACAGCGAAAACGAAGUGCAGACCAAUUACAUCCGCGUUAAUUUCCACAUCGAGAAGACAGUUUAUGAUGUUACAAAUCCUGUGGCGGAAUGCUCCAACAGCACCGAACAAUGCGCGAUGGAUUUGAAGUUCUUCUCCGACGAGAAACUGGUCAUGGAGUUGCCUAUAAAAGAUGAUCAGGAUCUGUGGAAUCAGGAGUACGUUGUGGUUUCGGUGUGCGAACCGAGGACCACCGUUUACGUUGUCUGCAUUCUCUCGGUUCCAAUUCUCGUCAUGCUCUUCGCAUUUCAGUGAUAUUUCCAGACAGUUUUCUUCGGGAGUGAUUUCAAAUGAUGGUUGUGAUUUUAAAUUUUAUA
This is a messenger RNA of Nicrophorus vespilloides, 2087 nucleotides long. RefSeq lists its product as uncharacterized. Lineage: Eukaryota; Metazoa; Arthropoda; Insecta; Coleoptera; Silphidae. The record is from RefSeq and is a predicted model, not a curated record. The coding region runs from base 277 to 2025 and encodes 582 amino acids. The transcript has 6 exons.